AUGAAGUUGAGCGUAUCCUAUAUAUUCAUUCUUGCUACGUCUGUAUCUUUUAUUUACUGCGAUGAUUUUCAGCAACAUGUUCUUCAAGACAAGGGCACUCCAAUCGUGAAAUCGGUUGCUAUCAUUGGUGGAGGAGCAGCCGGCACAUCCACUGCAUUCUGGCUAAGCAAUGUGUUUCCUCAUGAAGACGCUCUACAAGUAAAUUGCACCAUUUUCGAACGUAACAGUUAUCUUGGAGGUCGAAGCACUGUUGUACCCAUCAAAAAUGAUUACUCUCUUGGCACCAUUGAAUUGGGCGCUUCCAUUUUUGUAGAAGCAAACAAAAACCUCAUGAUGGCCACCGAAAGGUUUGGACUGAACAAAACUCGUCUUACUGCUUUUGAGGAGGAGAUAUCUGUAAAGAACCGCCCAGGUUUAGGUGUGUGGAACGGCAAGGAAUUUCUGUUUGAAGAGUCUGGGAGUUACUGGGAUAGCAUGAAAGCAUUAUGGCGAUAUGGCUUUACGCCCCUCAAGUUUCAACGUAAACAAAAGGAAGUUGUUCAACGUUUUAUGGAAUUAUAUGAUACAGACCAUGGAUUUGAACACGUAUCCGAGAUUGUCAAAAGUCUUGAUUAUCAGAGUCUGCUGAAUAUGACAGCAGAGGCUUAUUUGAAGGAAUUGGGAAUCAAUGAUCGCUUCGCGCAAGAAAUUCUACAGACUGCAACAAGAGGAAACUAUUGCCAGGAUCUGAAUACACUUCAUGCUUUGGCAGUGAUGGUAUCCAUGGAAGCUGGCCAUGGGACUUGGGCUGUUGAGUCAGGAAACUACAAUAUAUUUGAAGAGUUUGCCCGUCGAUCUCAAGCAGCCAUCCAACUGCAGACCAAGGUAAUUGCUGUCAAUAACAUCACCGAAGUUGAUACAGAUGGAAACACAGCGCAAAGAUACGUAGUAGAAACAUUGGAUGGCACCAGUCAAGUAUUCGAUGAAGUAGUACUUGCUGCUCCCAUCAAGUUUUCUGGAAUACACCAAUUUCCUUUCCCAACAAAGCAAGAAGAGAGACCUUAUCAUCCUGUGUAUGUCACUUUGAUUGCUGGACAUCCAGAUCCCUGUUACUUUGGUAAAACGAUGGAAAACAUGCCAACAUUUGUUGUCUCCACAGGCGUUCCUUUAGUCGAUGGAUUCGAAAAUGGACAAGCGCCGUUCAACACCUUUUCUGUUCAUCGCUUUUUAGAAAAUGGCGAGAGUGUCAUCAAGAUCUUCUCCCAAGUAGAAUUGCAUGACGACUAUUUGGAUAAACUCUUUUUAAACAGAAGCUGGACAUAUCGCAAGGGCUGGCACGCUUUCCCUCAAUUGGAGCCCAUUGCCAAGGACCAACCUUUCCCGUCGUUCAUUCUCAAGACCGACGAAAAUGAUGAAUCUGGUAUUAUUUACACAGGAGCCUUUGAAAACUUUAUUUCUGUAAGAUGA
Mucor velutinosus is the source of this 1446-nucleotide messenger RNA. RefSeq lists its product as uncharacterized. Gene Ontology annotation, molecular function: prenylcysteine oxidase activity. Gene Ontology annotation, biological process: prenylcysteine catabolic process; prenylated protein catabolic process. The record is from RefSeq and is a predicted model, not a curated record. The coding region runs from base 1 to 1446 and encodes 481 amino acids. The transcript has 4 exons. NCBI's taxonomy places the organism in Eukaryota, Fungi, Mucoromycota, Mucoromycetes, Mucorales, Mucoraceae.